AUGGCAUCCUACGCAGCAGAACAACUCAAAGAAAAAGGCAACGUCGCUUUCCGCAAUGGCGAAUAUUUAGAAGCCGAGGACUUCUACUCGCAGGCGAUACACAGGUACUCUAGGAACUCACUAAUCUUCACAAACCGUGCAAAUGUACGGCUCAAGUUGCAGAGGUAUGAUGGAGUUGUCGACGAUAGUCUGAAAAGUAUUGAGAUUCAGGGGCAAGGUGGGCAGAAUCAUAAGGCUUUCUAUUUCUUGGGUAUGCCCUGUGAUAUACUCAGCGGUCUGAGGAGGCUCUCGAUUGCUCUGUGCCGACAUGCACAAGCACAACUAUCGCUCAACCAUCCAAACGAAGCCUUGUCGUCGGCACUAACAGCCUACAAUCAAGUUCUGCAUCCACAGCCAGCAGCCAAGAUCUCGCCCAAGGACCUUGAGACUUUCUCCGCAUUUGUCCUAAAAUGCAAAAAGCAGAAAUUCGCCUCCCGGGAACGAGAGCGUCUGCGUAGAAGAGGCGACCUCUGCGCAGAACUAGAAGUCACUCUCGACUCUCAACGACAGCGCGACCAAAGCGAAAUCACUCUGCAACUCCAGCGUGGCGAUGUAGGUAAUAUCGCAGCCUCCGAACGUGCAGCCGAGAUCCGAUCAGCCUUCGACCACAAAGUAGCCGAACUCCACACCAUUUUCGCAGCAGCGGAUCCAGCCAACCACAAGGCCAGAGAGAUACCAGACCAUAUUAUCGAUACAAUUACUUUUGAGCCGAUGCACGAUCCCGUGAUGACGAAGACGGGUCAUUCGUAUGAACGGGCGACGAUCUAUGAGCACUUGAAGCGAAGUCCGACGGAUCCAUUGACGAGAGAGCCGUUGACGAUCGAUGAGCUGAGGCCGAAUUUCGGGUUGAAGGCUGCUUGUGAGGAAUUCUGGGAUAGUGGUGCUAGUGAGUGGAUUAUUGAUUGGUGA
Messenger RNA from Recurvomyces mirabilis, 948 nucleotides. RefSeq lists its product as uncharacterized. Gene Ontology annotation, cellular component: cytoplasm. The record is from RefSeq and is a predicted model, not a curated record. The transcript is spliced from 3 exons. Gene Ontology annotation, molecular function: ubiquitin protein ligase activity; protein-folding chaperone binding. The coding region runs from base 1 to 948 and encodes 315 amino acids. Lineage: Eukaryota; Fungi; Ascomycota; Dothideomycetes; Mycosphaerellales; Teratosphaeriaceae. Gene Ontology annotation, biological process: protein quality control for misfolded or incompletely synthesized proteins; protein polyubiquitination; positive regulation of proteolysis.